Triplophysa dalaica is the source of this 1017-nucleotide messenger RNA. RefSeq names its product Protein C19orf12 homolog-like. The transcript has 3 exons. The record is from RefSeq and is a predicted model, not a curated record. NCBI's taxonomy places the organism in Eukaryota, Metazoa, Chordata, Actinopteri, Cypriniformes, Nemacheilidae. The coding region runs from base 140 to 562 and encodes 140 amino acids.
GACAAAUAUAAACAGUCAUCAGCUGGACAGAUGCGGAAGUGAAGUCAGUUCUACAAAAUUUUUAAAAUGAAAGUAAAACCAAUUAUAGUAACUUGGCAUCGCUGGCGUCUUAACAAUAAGCUAAGGUUUCGUUGGCACAAUGAGCAAUUGCAUGGAGGAUGUUGUGCGCCUUUGUUGUGAAAUCUCAGCUGAGAAAAAGAUAAAAGCAGCUAUUACGAGCUCUGCGAAAGGAGCCGCAGCAGCCGGUGGGGGUGCUUUUGUGGGGGGGCUUCUUGGAGGCCCAGUCGGAAUAGCUGUUGGUAGUGCUGUGGGAGGUGCCCUGGGGGCAUGGAUGACAAGUGGCCAGUUCAAACCUCUUCCUGAGAUCCUCAUGGAGCUUGCUCCUGCACAGAAGGAGAAACUCUACUCUGAAGUGAUGGCAGUAUUGGGCACAAUGAAAUGGACCAACCCUGCUCAGCUAAUUAGUCAAGUUAUGGGAAAUGGCGUUCUGAAAGAUCAAGUGCUUGCUGCUAUAGUAUCUUAUGCCACAAAAGAGCUCAAAGCUGAUGUGAAGUAUGAUUGACUACUAUAGAUGGUGAAUGUCAUUCAGUCUAUUCUCUAAGUAGUAGUUUUUUAAACGAAGAUAUUUGUUAUAAACAAUCAUUUACUCAAUUGCUAUGGUUUUAUUAUUCACUUAAAUUUAAUUAUAUAGGGAAUUCAGUGUAUGAGUUGUGUUUUGAUUUUAUUUAGCAUACAGAUGUGUCUGGAGUCUGAUUAGCCUAUAUGUUGGUUAAUAAUGAAUUUGUCACAAUGAAUAGGCUGCUACAUCAUUUGGUAGGGGUGACAAAGUAUGGUUAAAACAAUGUGAUUGGUGUGACAAUAGUUCAAUACCUCAGCGACAAACUAAAAUACACAAGUUAACUGUUUACAUUCUACAAUGUUUUUCUUACAAUUUUACUUCUUUUGUAACACUAGCCUUUUCAAUAUACCUGCAGUGGGCAACUCGUGCUAUUGUAACAAUAAAUAGAGUUUUCUCUU